UAUUACGCGACCACAACGGUUAUCUGCGGCUAGCAAUGGGAUGGAUUCGGUCAAUAGAAUUUUACAUUAGUUGUUUCUUUGCUUAUAAUUGAUAAUGAGGAUUUGACGACCGCUGACGUUUUGACAACUACUUCACGGCCUUUCUACAGCGGACUGCACUACACAAUACAUUAAAAUGGGUGGUGUCGACGUGACACUCAGCGUGGUGACCACAGACUCACAACAACCGAUAGACGUAGAAGGGCUGCGACGCAUCAACCGAGUGUCGGUUCACCGCCUCAUCAACCCACCACUGACCGACGGCGAGUCGUUCAUCGGGAAGUCACUACCUGAGAAGCCGGCGUCUGUGUGGGCAGCCCAACUGAAUGUGAAGGAAGUUCCCUUCAAGGAAGACUGCGUCGGAAUGUCCUUGGUCAGACAGACAGUCGAUCUCAGAAACAAAGCGACCGAUUUGCCAACUGAGAGUAGAACAUCUGAUCUGCAGGCGCCCGUUGUGUCCAAGGCGAACUCCAACGAUACGAGAAGCGCUGCACCUGCGAGCCGCUGCUACGACAUGCAAAACGCGAUGCUGUUCAGCUGCGUGGACCGGCCGACGACGGCCAGCUCGAUCCGGUCGAAGCGGUGGAGCCGCGAGCGCAGCCUCUACGACGAAGAACACCUGGAGAACAUGGAGCAGUUCAAACACAGGCCGUACAUGCGCCACGCCUACCCUGAGCUGCCCAAACACUACCCGGGCACGUGGCGGGUGGCGCGCUCCGCCGAACUCGGCACCAUCGUCGCCAGACUCACCAAGCCGACGCUCGCCAGCAGGAUUCGGGCCCAGGACAUCAGGUUGCAGCAGACGUACUUGCAACGGUUUCGGCAGCUCGACAAGGAGAAAGAUAUCAUGUUUAAAAAAGAGCAGCAGGAUUCAAAACCUGGUAACCGCGUUACCAGCUGUAGGUUUUGAGUUGGGGGUGGGGCAGGGGUUGGGAAAGAAAAAAGA
Gigantopelta aegis is the source of this 985-nucleotide messenger RNA. RefSeq lists its product as uncharacterized. The record is from RefSeq and is a predicted model, not a curated record. The transcript has 5 exons. NCBI's taxonomy places the organism in Eukaryota, Metazoa, Mollusca, Gastropoda, Neomphalida, Peltospiridae. The coding region runs from base 176 to 949 and encodes 257 amino acids.